Messenger RNA from Ectocarpus siliculosus, 3178 nucleotides. NCBI's taxonomy places the organism in Eukaryota, Phaeophyceae, Ectocarpales, Ectocarpaceae. The record is from the annotation of a GenBank genome assembly.
AUGGCGUUCGUAUCGGAGGAUCGGGUAGACCUGCUCGAGGAAAAGAUGCGUUCGAAAAUCGAGACCAUGACCGGUUUCAAGGAUCUCGAGGGGAAGAGCCGCGCUCUCGAAAAAGUCUUCAAGUACUUUGAUAUUGGACUGACCGGGCGGCUCGACUACAAUCAGUUUUUCGCGGCGAUGACGAGGCUGAACUUCGUUGGCGUUCAGCGAGAGCUGGAGAGCUUGUUCGACCGUUACGACGAGGACUGCUCCAACACCAUCGACUACAAGAACCUGUGCGACCACAUCUUCGAAAUGGGAGAACACAUCGCUAUGAACUCAACUUCGCGGUCAAUGAUCGAACGGUUCAAGGCGCAAAUAUUCGAACGCGGGGGAGUGAGCGGCCUCCUGGCGCUGCGGAAGCAUCUGGACAGCAUGGACCUGAACGGCUCGGGGCUCUUGGAGAGGUCUCAGCUGAUCCAGGCCCUGACGAACUUCGGCAUCGACGUGGACGACGGUCCGGGUGGAGACAUCGAGAAGAUCAUGGGGUUCUUCGACCGCGACGUGGUGGGCCGAAUCAUCAUCCACGAGUUCCACAGAGGGCUGCGGGGAAACAUGCCGAAGAGGCGCCAGCUGGUGGUGAAAGGCGCGUACGAGCGUCUGUCUGCAAACUUCGGUGGUUCGGUGACGAUGGAUGUCAUCCACAGGUGCUACGACCCCGCAUCACACCCCGACGUGGCUAGCGGAAGACUAAGUCCCGACGAAGCCUUCGACGACGUAACGUGCGCUUUGCGUCGCAGGGACGACGACAGCAGCAACGAACACAGCGAACAGCAGAUGGCGGUGCUCUUCUGCGACUUCAUGGACUACUUCCGAGACCUCUCGGCGGCGAUCGAGAACGACGACUACUUCCAGGCGGUCACGCUCAACGCGUGGGUGCUGCCCGCCCAAGAAUGCCCGGCAGAAGGCUACGACGACGGCAACAAGAACGCCAACAACAACAACAACACCCGCAGCUGCCGAGCGCUCGUCACGCACCCGGACGGCGUACAAGAGGUCCUAGAGAUCGAAAACGGUCGAGGCAUCGGGGCAGAGGACCACGACCUCAUGCGCAAGCGGCUGGAAGAGCAGGGGGUGCAGGACAUCGCGUCGGUUUCCCUGCACGAACAAUAAUAAACCGAAAGCGUCGACGACGUGCUUGGCGAAACCAGAAAAUCGACUGCAUCCAUCCGCCCUGGCCUCGGAGGAAAGCUCUUGUCUUUCCCCUUCCUCCACCACCACGCGAAGCAAUUCGGCGAGGUCGAGGAUUGGCAUGCAUCAUCGAGAAUGUCAAUAGAGAGCACGAGCUUUUGGGCAGCUGGAAGCUCCUGCUAUUAUUUUUGCGGAUGUUUAGUGUGUACAGUAUGCGUUUCCUUUCACGUGCUGGUUGAUGCUACGGGGUUGCGCUUUUUCACGCAAACAAACUUUACGGACUGCCAAGAUGGGGGAGGGAUGAGGAUUCAGCAGCAAGCAAGCGUGAUUAGGGGUUUUGGUCGUGUCGUGCGCGGGUUUUGGAUUAUUUACAGCGCACUGUAUUUCGUGAAAAGGAGACAGUAUGCUACCGUUUUUGUAAUUCAACUGUUUCGCGCGGCGCAGAGAGAGGCGCUUAGUUUUCGCAGGCGUCGGAGUGGUCGUGGUGGUGGGAGCAUGCAUAUUUUUCGACGUCCACCUGCAAACCCAUCAAAACUCUUCAGUUAUUAUGGCGCCCCCCCCCUCCCGGGAGACGGUGGCGUACCAAUCCCGCCGCCGCCGCCGCCAGGAGAAGUGAAUCGACAACGGCACAACAACGGAACACCCUGUCGCACGGAACAUUGAGUGAGAUAGUACGUGACCCACGCGAGCUCGGAGAGCGGAGGGAGGGGGGGAGGGUCGCAAAGUGGUCGCAGAAAAGUCGAUCGCGCCCGCGGUGGUCCAGCCGGCGUUGGUUGUAGCUAGGUCGGGAAGGUUCGAAUCUCAGCAAACAACGAGUUUCUCGCGCAACUCGAGUCUACCGUACCACAGCAGUAUUAAUGUGGCGUGGUUACGGGGGGCGGCCGCAGGGCGUGUCUGAAACCCGCCACUCGUUUCCCCGCGCAGGAGCGAGCGAGGAGAGAGAGCGCCUGCGAAAAGCUCGCGCUAGAACAAUCGCCCCCGUUGCAAAACGAGUCGUCGGUCGUUGGUGGUGUUGUGUGCCACGAGACACACACACCAAAGGCCAAGGAGAGCGAGUGAGACUGCAAGAAUCCCAAAAAGUAAAAAAAAUGGAACGCAUCGAUGGCGUACACGAAGAAGAAUAUUAGACACCUUGCUUGGAAGAAAUGGCAUAAAACAGGUGCGUGCACCAUCUGGUUGUUGCGCGAGAGAAAACUCGCAGUAAACACACGUAAAAAAUUGCUGGGCCUGUUCAUUUGAGAAAGCGAGGGCAUAAUACGGAGGGAAGGAGCUGGGGAGCCUUGUCUUUGUCUCGUCAACAACCAAGGUUUUGCCCCGCAGAGGAUUGUUUUGUCUGGGGGGGACCCCGAAUGGAGAGUUCUUCAGCGAGAGACGCAAGCCGUGGCGCACUUUGUCGGAGCCACGGGUGACGAACCGCAUCGCGAAAAAAAAAAGAAGAGUGGUCGCACAAGAUGAAAACCGUCAGAUGAACCAAAUUUUAAUUUUGUUUCUCUUCGGGAAUUUCGAAGUUUUCAACAGAUGAGCACGACCGACCGACUGACUGUAGGCAUGUUGCGUUGCUCCAAGAAGGUAGGUAUGUGUGGAGAUUCGAGUCAGUCAUGUCCUCCGGGAACACGAGGAGGGCAGGCAUCGCUGGCUGCCAACGCGCAAGGCCCGGGGAAUGCGGAUGUAUGCAGAUACGACGCGAAACUAUGCACACGCCGUGAACAAUUUGCACCACCCAUAAAAGGCUCGUGACACGCUGACGUGGUUCACAGCCACACCCGGCAAAAAGCAGCGAGACAUCAAUUAUCCGUCUAGAUUCAUCGAAAAAAACAACUUUUUCAUUUCUUCCCUCGGUUGACAGGAAACCGGGCAGCCUGGCAAGCGACCUCCCUCCCUCUCUACCGACCGACCGACUCGAUGCCAUCGUCUUCCUUGCCUACCUACGCUCUCAAACGAAUUCGCCUUGAGAAAAACAACGAUACAACAGGAGCGAAAAAAAAAGCGGGGACACGGGCAGCCAUUC